GAAAUAAAUACUCUUCUCUCUCCCUGUGUCAUCAUGUUCUUCGCCUGAAUUCCCUCAUUUCCCACUCCCCCAAACACAACUUUCUCUCUCUCAAAUUCCAAUGCCCUAAUAAAAAAAAAAAAACCAAAAAUGAAGAGUUUAAUAAAAUCUUAAGUAUUACACUCAACACAUAUUCUAAUGGCAACAGCCACCACAACUACAACCACCACUUCAACUUCCACUACAACCACCAAACCAAAACGCCGUCGUUUCCGCGAAAUCACAAUUUCAUCCUCUGCUUCCCCUGAACUCGUUCUCAACUCACUGAGUCCAACUCAGUACCACCACCUCCUCACUCUCUCUCCUCAAAUGUCCGACUACAACUCCCCACAACAUCAUCAUCUUCAACAACAACAACAACACAUGAUGACGUACCCUUCAAGUUUCACCAAGUUCAACUCUGCACUCACUGCGGGCCUACUCAACCCGAUGUCUCCUCCCCCUCAAACCCGAUCAAGCCCGACUCUCUUCGAGAUGAUGGCUAGUGAGCCCGACAUUCAGCCCGUAUCCAGAUCCACUCAAAACGGCGUCGUUUCUUCCUCUAUUAAGUCUUCUUCUCCACCUCCAUUGUUGGAUAGACAAGGGAUGUUGCAACUUAGGAUUAAUGAGAUUUUGGCCAAUACAAGUCCUGGGAAUCAGUUUAACGAUCUGGGUUCGAGUGAUAUUAGGUUAACUUUGAGUUCUAAAGAUGGGUUUUCUGUUGAUUUGUGUGUUCAUCGUCACAUUCUUGUGGGUCAUAGUAGGUUUUUUGCUGGCAAAUUUGGGUUCAAGAAUCAUAGAGGUAGUAAUGGUAAUGGUAAUGGGGUUGAAACGACGCCGUUUUCUGUUGAGAUAUCUGAUUGUGAUGAUGUUGAGGUUUAUAUUGAGACUUUGAGGUUGAUGUAUUGUAAAGAUUUGAGGAGGAAACUUAUGCGUGAAGAUGUUCUUAAAGUUCUUGGCAUUCUCAAGGUUUCAGCUGCAAUUGGAUUUGAUGCUGGGGUAUUGUCUUGUUUGGAGUAUUUGGAAGCUGCACCAUGGGCCGAGGACGAAGAAGAGAAGGUAGCCUCACUACUAUCUGAGCUACAUCUUGAAGGCAUAGGUGCUAGUGAAGUUCUUAAGAGAGUUUCCCUCGAUGCAACAGCUCCUGUAGAAGACAACAUUAGUGACAAUGAAGAAGUGCUUUUGAAGCUCUUAAAUGUAGUUCUCGAUGGUAAAGACGAGAAGGCAAGGCGAGAGAUGAAAGGAUUAGUCUCUAAAAUGCUCCAUGAGAAUGCAAAUCAUAAUGAUUUAAGAAAAGAGUCUUUGUAUUCUGCUUGUGACGGAUGUUUGCAGCGACUCCGCCACCAUUUCUUACAAGCUGCAGCAUCAGACCUCCAAGAUGUGAGUCAGAUAGCAAGACAGGCAGAUAACUUACACUGGAUCUUAGAUAUCCUGAUUGACAGGCAGAUUGCUGAGGACUUCUUGAAGACAUGGGCUUCACAAUCAGAAAUGUCAAAAGCACAUUCUAAGGUUCCGCCAGUCCAUAGGUUUGAGAUCAGCAGGGUAACAGCAAGGUUAUUUGUGGGCAUCGGAAAGGGACAACUAUUGGCAUCAAAGGAUGUGAGGUGCUUGCUAUUACAAACAUGGUUAGUGCCCUUCUAUGAUGAUUUUGGGUGGAUGAGGAGGGCAUCAAAGGGACUUGACAGACAUUUGAUUGAAGACGGCCUUAGUAACACCAUCUUGACUUUGCCUUUGUCAUGGCAGCAAGAAAUCCUUCUUGCUUGGUUUGACAGGUUCUUGAACUCUGGUGAAGAUUGUCCUAACAUACAGCGGGGUUUUGAAGUUUGGUGGAGACGGGCAUUCUGGAAACGGAAUAGUCAAUAUCAGCCUGAGCGUCCGCAUGUCCGUGUUGCAAAUGGGAAUGCUGAAAAUAAAUAGACAGUAGCUUUCCAAAAAUGCAGCAAGUAACAAAGAACUGAGUUGUUGUGAAUAGCCGUUGUUCCAGCUGCAACACUAGUUUGUACUUGCUCUGUUGCUCAUUCCUUGUUGCAUGUGAGAUCGAGGUUCAGUGUUGAAGAUCUCUUCGGAUAUUAUACCCAUUAACCACGUUUGAUUUGGUUUUUCGAGUUUUUUUCCCAGCUUCAUUGCUGAAAGUUACUGCUAAUCAAAGCAAUUCUUGUUAAUAGUUGGUUAUCACUCAUCAUAUAUUGGAUGAGAUAAUAUAAUGUUGAAAGCAUGGGAUAUACAAUGAGGGUGUUGUGACUUGUUGGCGCAUGGUAUGCUUGAAGACAUGGCUAGUGUUAGUGUCAUAAUUAGCACUAUUAAGACAAUGGCACAUGCCAACUUAUGAACAUACUCAUUGUAGUCUACAUUCAUUUGUAAACCAUGUCAUUUUCAAGUACAGCCAGAGUAAUCACUCUUUUGUCAUUCA
Beta vulgaris subsp. vulgaris (sugar beet) is the source of this 2428-nucleotide messenger RNA. Its product is annotated as BTB/POZ domain-containing protein At1g63850. Gene Ontology annotation, molecular function: protein binding. NCBI's taxonomy places the organism in Eukaryota, Viridiplantae, Streptophyta, Magnoliopsida, Caryophyllales, Amaranthaceae. The record is from RefSeq and is a predicted model, not a curated record.